Sorghum bicolor (sorghum) is the source of this 2160-nucleotide messenger RNA. Its product is annotated as microtubule-binding protein TANGLED1. Gene Ontology annotation, molecular function: microtubule binding. Lineage: Eukaryota; Viridiplantae; Streptophyta; Magnoliopsida; Poales; Poaceae. The transcript is spliced from 2 exons. Gene Ontology annotation, biological process: regulation of phragmoplast microtubule organization. The coding region runs from base 809 to 1795 and encodes 328 amino acids. The record is from RefSeq and is a predicted model, not a curated record.
GGUGCAACUUUUGCUUUCGUCCGUCUGCCUCUCCCUGUGCGUUUGGGUCGCCGUUUUAGGAAAUACCCGAUGAUUGCGAUCUCCUACCUUUUCUACCACGCCCGCUCCCCUUCAAUCCGCAGCAAGCGCCCCGAUCCCCUCCGAUCCGCAGGAGGCGCGCCCCGAUCCCCCGCGAUCCGCAACAACAGGCGUCGGGACCACCGCCACGAGCGUCCGCGGCCGGCACCCUGCGAUCCGUAGCAACCGCCGCCAUGAGCGUCUGCAGACGUCCCCUCCGAUCCGCAGGAGGCGCGCCCCGAUCCCCGCCGUUGGGACCACCGCCACGAGCGUCCGCGGCCGGCGCCCCGUGGAAGCGCCGCCACGAGCGUCCACGGACGCGCCGUUGCGAGCGCCCCGAUCCUCUUCAUGGACGUAAAUGAUUCCCUCCCUACAGACUGCAUCUACGCGGCUACGCCCGUGGGGGAGAUCGUGGCCGCUGCCGCCCUACACAGCCUCACGCUGGAGAAGCUCGCGACGGAGCAGCAGUAGGGUGUCGCUGUGAGGGAGACCCCGCGAGCGGUGGCGGAGCACGGCGAGGACGAGCUCCUCUGAGAGCGGGCGUGCCUCGAGCGUGGCCAUCUCAUCAGACACGAGUACCUGUCCUCCUGUCAUGGAUUUGGGGAUGGAGGGUGCUGACAUCUACACCCGUCGUGGAUGACGAUCCCAUCGUAGAUGACGACGACGAAGCCUCCACUGUCUAGCCCCGGUGCAUCUCCGCCGUCAGCCUCAGCCCGCGCAGCACGCUCGGAUACCUCCGCACCAGCCUCCGAUGCAAGCAGGAGACUGUCAGGAUGAGGGGCGGCACGUCGGCGCAGAAGAGGUCCCCGAACGUCAAGUUCGGCGGCGUCGGCGCCAGCGGCGGAGAGGGCGCGCAGUGGUGGCGAAUGUCCCUUCCGGCGAUGCUGCUAGGCCAGACCGUGCUAGAGAUCGUGCAGGCCAGCCGAUUCGUGAGGGACAUCGUGACGGCGGCCGGCGCUAUGAAUCAAGAGCCCCCGAGGACCCCAAAACCGGCUCCCAGGACCAGGAAGCCCACGGCGGCGGCGGCGCCAGAGCAGACGCCCCUCCGUGCCCGUCGUGCCCGAGAGAAGCACAGCCAUUGAGGUGGCGCCGCAACGCGCUUCGCCGAUGCCGCCACGCCGCCGUCGCGCGGCCGCGUGCGGUCCCGGAUCCAGUUCAAGCCCACGUCGCCGGUCGCGGUCGUGGUCACCGUCGGCCGGCCGUCGGUGUCGGCCAACCGCAUAUCCCCGAAGAACCGCCCUGGGACAAGAAGGCGGUGAUGUUCCCGAACCCCGUGUUCCACGCCUCCACCUCGGCCGCCGCAAACACCUACGCGUGCGCGACGCCGUCGCCUUCCAAGAAGCAGAAGCAGUUCUACAAGACGCGGUCCCCGGUCAUGGCGCUAGCGCGGCAGACGCCGCACAAGUUCCUGGUCAAGUCGCCCCCGAGCGCGCUGGGGUCCAAGCUCAGGAUCCACGGGAAGGCUGUGCUGCCGGUGAGACCCACCGCAGCCGUGUCACCGCCGCUGCCCGUGAAGGCGCAGGCGUCACCCGCGAAAACCCGGCGCUGCUCGUUCUCGCCGUCUAGGUUGGCGACAAGGCUCGUGUCGCCGAUCAAAGCGAGGCUGUCGCUGAACAGGAGCCGGGACCGGGACACCGGGGUCGGUGUGGCCGGUGGUGGUCCGAUGAGCGGGCUGAAGCAGCGGCCGGGUGUCAGCUUGACGGUGCGGACGGUGUCGAGCAAGAUAUCAUCGAGGUGAUGUUCUUUGUUUGUCUGUUCAGCGUCGUUUGAAGACGAGAGGGGGUACAGAUUGCAGAGAAGAGAAUUGAGUUGAUCUUCUUCAGAAUAAGAUGUUCUCUGCUGCUGCUGGGAAAGCUCCUGUGCCUUGGGGUGCUUGUACACACAUAACGGUUAUCUGUAAUUUUUCGUUGAUCCUAGGUGAUAAUACUGGGUGGUCUCCUCGACCGUAUAAUCGAAAGGCAAUAGGGUUCAACUGCAUUUGUUGUUCAGUCUGAACUUCAGGCUCAAAGUGUAUAUAUAGAUCUUUCAGAAGAUACGGCGCUUGCAUUAUAGUCUUAGGACUUUUGCAAGUAGCAAAUUUCACAAGCUGCAAUUCAGGUUCAA